Molecule: messenger RNA, 2384 nt
Organism: Anguilla rostrata (American eel)
Lineage: Eukaryota; Metazoa; Chordata; Actinopteri; Anguilliformes; Anguillidae
Product: FYVE, RhoGEF and PH domain-containing protein 2-like
Exons: 17
Coding region: 188-2194 (668 amino acids)
Biological process (GO): cytoskeleton organization; filopodium assembly
Cellular component (GO): cytoplasm
Molecular function (GO): guanyl-nucleotide exchange factor activity; metal ion binding
Source: RefSeq, a predicted model, not a curated record
ACACCGGGAUAUGCUAAUUGCUUGUGCUAACGUGUUGUGGAGAAAAUACAAUCACGUUCUUUGUGAAGCGUAUAUUUUUUUAAUGAGAUACGUGUUUGGGUUAACUUUUAAUUUAUGAGUAGUAAACAAAGAUUAUUUGUCAACAGUAACUGUAUCGUGGGUAAAUUUUAUCUGACUUGUUGUCAGAAUGAAUUUUAAAACGGUUUUCAGAAUACCGGAAUCAAUGAUCCAUCGACUGAGCGUUAUCGAUAUCAUAUCAAAAUUCGAAGGUGGAAGUUUAGAGGACAGUCAGUGUGGGCAGAAGGUGCCGCUUCAAGAACAGGAACGGCCAGACGCUGUCAAGACCCCAGACGCAGAGUCGAAGAAAUACAGAGAGCUGACUGACAAUGGGCCAGUAGGGGGCGCUAGCUGCCAAUGGAGAGGCCUGCAGUCCUUCAGGAAGCGGUCUUCCACCAAGAGGCUAAUUCAGAGGAUGGCUCCGCCCACUUUGCAGGAGGCACUCGUGGAGGAGGAAGAGGAGGAGGAAGAGCAGGAGAAGAAGGUGAGAAACGACGAGAAGCUUUAUAAGAUUGCCAACGAGCUGCUGGAGACGGAGAAGGCCUACGUCAGUCGACUGCACCUUUUGGACCAGGUCUUCUUCACCGAGCUCCUGCAGGAGGCGCGCUCCUCGGGCUCCUUCCCCGAGGACGUGGUGCGGCAGAUCUUCUCCAACAUCUCCUCCAUCCAUCAGUUCCACAGCCACUUCCUGCUGCCCGAGCUGCGGAGGCGCAUGGAUGAGUGGGGGCAGAACCCUCGCAUUGGAGAUGUGCUGCAGAAGGUGGCUCCUUUCUUGAAGAUGUAUGGCCAGUAUGUCAAGGCCUUUGACCGCGCCACUGAACUCAUCAACACCUGGAUGGAGAAGAGCCCUCGCUUUGAGGAGCUGGUGCUGGACAUCCAGAAGAGGGAGGAGAGCGGGAAUCUGACAUUGCAGCACCACAUGCUGGAGCCAGUGCAGCGGAUCCCACGCUAUGAAAUGCUGCUCAAAGACUACCUGAAAAAACUUCCGGAAGAUUCCCCAGACCGAGAGGGUGCAGAGAAAUCUUUGGCGAUCAUCUUUGAAGCCGCAAAGCACUCCAACGCGGCCAUUGCAGACAUGGAGCGGCUGGAGAAGCUCUGGGAGGUGUACUCCAUGCUGGGGCUGGAGGAGGAGAUGGUGGACCCCUCCAACCGGCUCCUGAGGGAGGGGCCGAUGGUCAAGAUCUCCUUCCGCCACAACACCCGCAAAGACAGCCACCUCUUCCUGUUCAGCAACAUGCUACUCUACUGUGUGCCCAGAUUCAGCCUGACAGGAGCAAAGUUCCUCAUCAAACACCGCCUGGACAUCGAUGGCAUGCAGGUGAAGGAGCUGAACGCUGCUGUGAUUCCGAACUGUUUCCUCCUUUCCGGGACGACCCGCACCCUGGAGUUUGAGGCCAGGUCUCAGGCUGACAUGGAGGCCUGGAUCAAGGCUUGUGAGGAUGCCAUUGAGCAAAACGAGAAGAAUUCUGAGAGCUUCAAGAGCGCCACCAACAACCAGAACCAGGAACUGCAGCCGGUCACUGUGCUGGAGAGCCAGGAGCUGGGGAUGCGCGCCCCCCAGUGGAUCCGGGACAGCCUGGUGUCCAUGUGCAUGCGCUGCGGGGACACCUUCAACGCCCUGAUCCGCCGGAGACACCACUGCCGCGCCUGCGGACACGUGGUGUGCUGGAAGUGCUCGGACUUUAAAGCCGCGCUGCAGUACGACGACAACAAGGUUAACCGCGUGUGCCGAGCGUGCUACAGCAUCCUGGCAGGGCAGACGGACAGACAGGGGAAGGAGGAGAGAAAGAGGGGGAUACUGGAGAAAGAGGCUGGCGAGGUGUCGGAGAGGAGCCUGAUGUGCAGUUUCCUGACCCUGGUGGACCGGCAGAGCAGAACCCGUGGCUGGUUUGUCAUCGCCAGAGACGAGCCGCUCAUACUGUACAUGUAUGCUGCUCCUCAGGAUGUAAAGGCUCAAAUCACCAUCCCCUUGCUGGGUUAUCAAGUGAAGCCGCACUCCUUAGGGGACAACAAGUGCGCCUUUCAACUCAGCCAAUCAAAGCAGGUCUUCACAUUCCUGGCCGAAUCAGAGGAGCUCCGAGACCGUUGGGCUGAGGUCAUCAAUCGGGUGGCCAAUGGGGAGGAGCCGGGUCUGUAGGUCUACUGAUACUCUUUUCACUGCUGAAACAAAUGUCUUGCCAAUUACUACUGUCAACAUGACUAACUCAAUGGUGUAAUUGUGUGUACCUUUUGCACAACUUCCAAUCUUGUUGUAAAGUUGUUUUUAAAAAAAUCAUUAUUGUAUAUAAAUAAUUUUGAAAAUAAAGAUUUAGUACCACAAGACUCAA